CUCAAAUCCCGCCAAAUAUCAAUAACAACCGAAGAAGCUGCACUGUUAUGAUAAAGUCGGUAAAAGCGGUGAAGCGAAAGUGUUUGGGUGAAGUGUGCCAGCGGGUGCGUGUUGGGCGUCUGAGCGCGCGAUGGCUAAGCGAAAGGACCCGCGGCGAUCCGAAGACCUGUCGGAGAUGGUGGUCUCGUGCGAGUGGGGCUCGUGUUCCUAUAAAGGCACGCGUAUGGAGGACCUGAGUGAACACAUGGCAGAACACCUGAAGGAACACCUGGGAGACGGAGACACAAUGGAGGAACUAGAUGAUUACCCAUGCCAGUGGCGCGGUUGUGAGUUCCUGGCCAUGGGGAACCCGCGAGAGCUGAUGCUGCACGCCCAUUUCCACCUCUUCCACUCCAAGCUCAUGUACAUCGGAGGCAUACAACUGCAGAGACACCCGCAGGCCACCUGUAGACAAGAGAUGAACAGCAACAAUCUGAUCACGGACCUGGGGGAGGCCUUCAUCUGCGAAUGGGAACACUGUGAUAGCACAUUUAACAAUCCAGAGUGGUUCUAUCGUCAUGUGGACAUGCAUGCCCACUGCACCAACCUCCAGCCCCUACCAGACCGACAACGGGUCCUAUUCUGCAGCUGGAAAGGCUGCGAGGCCUUCUUCAAGAUAAAGUACCGGCUGCGUGAGCACCUGCGCAGCCACACCCAGGAGCGCCUGGUGGCCUGUCCCACAUGUGGAGCCAUGUUCUCAUCUAAUACCAAACUAUUCGACCACCUGCAGCGGCAAGCACAGCCAGACGAGUCGUUGGUGUGUGAACACUGUGAUAAGACCUUUGCCAAUGAGCGGCUACUGAGAGAUCACGUACGACAACAUGUGAACCACAUCAAGUGUCCUCUGUGUGAUAUGACGUGCACGUCGCUCGGCACGUUGAAGAUCCACAUCAAGUUCCGACACUGUGACGACCGACCCUACGCAUGUGACUUCUGCGAGAGCUGUUUUAAGAACCUGCAUGACCUGCGUAAGCACAUGGAGACCCAUAAUGAGGGGGCAGCGUAUCACUGCAACGUAGAGGGCUGCGACUACUCCUCACGCAUGUCCAACAGCAUGAGGCAGCACUACAGACGCGUACACGAGGAUUCGCUGGUCUCCAGGUAUAAGUGUCAUCUGUGUGAUAAGACCUUCUCCUGGUGCUACACACUCACACUUCACCUGCGCAAGAAACACCAACUCAAAUGGCCCUCAGGACACGCACGCUUCAGGUAUAAGAAGGCGGAUGACGGCUACAUGGUUUUGAAUAUGGUUCGCUACGAGACGGUGGAGGUGACGCAGGAGAUCAUGAAGAACAUGGCGGCCAAGAAGAGGACUCCCCGUAAGCCGAUUGGUCCUCAGGGGAGCAGCAGUCCUCCCGCUACUGGCCGCCCACGAGCCAAACGCUCCGCCCGAAACCGUAACCGCUCCCCAAGCCCCGCCUCCUCACUCACUGACCAAUCAGAGCAGCCGUCCUCCCCCGAGCCCUCGCUGUCUGACGACUCGGAAGCCUCGACACCGCAGCAGGAGGAGGUGGAGGAGGAGGGGCCUGUGUACUGCAUGCUGAGCAGCGUCCAAGCAGAGGAGCAGGAGGAAGAGGGGUCAUGUGACCAGAGGGAGGGGCCAGAUGAUGAGGAUCAGGGGGAGGAGUCAGGACCACCGGGCCAGUCAGGAGCUGAGAGGGCAUUGGCUGCCGUGGCCAGGGGGCUGGGCAUGGACAUAGUGUGAGGACACACGUGUGUGUGUGUGUGUGGGUUUAGGUUCACUCUUGAACAGUUUUCAGGUACACACACAAGUACACGCUCAAGUUGAUUGAUAACUGUGAGAUUAGAAAUGUGACCAUGUAUACUCUGAGCCUCCUCAGUUCUACACACACACAUUGGACUGGACUGGACCUGUAGUGUGUGUGUGUGUGUGUGUGUGUGUGUGUGUGUGUGUGUGUGUGUGUGUGUGUGUGUGUGUGUGUGUGUGUGUGUGUGUGUGUGUGUGUGUGUGUGUGUGUGUGUGUGAGUGAGAGAGUAUGAUGAAGCCUAAGAAGCGGGACCACAGAGCCUCACAUUAAUGUUCCACCACACCUCAGGAGAUUACAGAGAACAUACACACACACACACACUGGUAAAACAAACUAACAGGCAAAAAUGUUACACUGGCAUUUGUUUACACAUUUUUUUAAACUUUUCGUAUCAGUUUGUUCUUUAUAUGAGUUGUUAAUAUUCUCCUGCUAUGUCUGUGUAAGGUCAGUGUGGCCAUCACCGUCUGUGUAAGGGCAAGGAAGCAUAUUGUUGCUUUGAACAAGCACUCCUUUGAUGGAAAGGGAGUGAGCAGAUCAAAUCAGAAAUAAAUAGGAUUUCAAAAUAUAGGUCCUGAAUGAACUAUAAAUAAACCUGAUUUCAAAAUAAAA
This is a messenger RNA of Engraulis encrasicolus (European anchovy), 2417 nucleotides long. RefSeq lists its product as uncharacterized. Bases 131 to 1744 code for a protein of 537 amino acids. The record is from RefSeq and is a predicted model, not a curated record. The transcript is spliced from 11 exons. NCBI's taxonomy places the organism in Eukaryota, Metazoa, Chordata, Actinopteri, Clupeiformes, Engraulidae.